Messenger RNA from Symbiodinium sp. CCMP2456, 3501 nucleotides. NCBI's taxonomy places the organism in Eukaryota, Dinophyceae, Suessiales, Symbiodiniaceae. The record is from the annotation of a GenBank genome assembly.
AUGUUGUCCUCCUUGCUAACUGGCUUGGUGGGCGUCGUGGUGCUGCACUUCUACACGGCAAGGCUGCGUUCCUGGGAUGAGUGGGUCCCACACUUUAUCAAGACAGUCCAGAAUUGGUCGGUGGCAGAAGCCAGUAACUCAAGACCAGUUGACCCUGAAGUUUUCGCUUCCGUGCACCGGAAACGUGAAAAGCAUCUGAAGGAGACAGCCGGCGUCUGGUCGGUCAUGAUUGAAGCAUUUUGGCUUCCAUACUUCUGCGUCGUGAAUUGUUACGCUUGGGGCGACCCGUCACAGCUGCCUUGCUUCCUCAGUGGGUUUGUGGUGGUGCCUGCUCUGCACAAGCUUGCCAAGCCAAGUGUCGAGCUCACGGCUUCAGUGAUGCAGCAGUUCACCCUCAGCACAUACCUGGCGAUCCUUCUUUCCAGCGUGGGCUUUCCGAGAGAGUUGAUGCCUAUCCUCUAUGUUGCGCGCAUCAUGCUCGGCAGCUUUGGCGCUGAUGCUCAGUUCUCCAACAUGGUGAAUAUCCUGAUCGCGCCCUUGUGGGUGCUUUCGCACUGGAUGCAAAAGGCAGACGCUGAGACUGCUGAUCUCUUUUACUUUGUCAUCUCAGAAGUCUUAACCCUCGGCGUGACUGCAUUGGCUAUUGGGACACUGAAUGACAAAGAGUAUGAGAUCGCCGCGGCCAACAUGCAAUUGGAAGCCAAGGUCAGAGAGGUCGAAGAAGCUGAGCGUUCCGGUGCAGCUGCGCAGCGCCUGCUGGCUGUGACUUGUGAUGCUUCCACAAGGUUAUCGGAUGACCUCAGGAUAAUUGGUUCCUCGCACAGCCUCUCCGAUCUCCUGAUGUGCGGCUUUGGUGCAUCUGGCAGCCAACCCAGCCUCGAAGGUGCCUCUUUCUGCCGCUAUGUGGCCGCAGGUGACCAGCAGCGCCUCCAGGAUUUUAUUGCAGAGUCGUCCCAGGGGGACAGACCUCCAAGGUCGAUGCACCUGCAGAUGAAGGACUCCAGCGGAAUUUCGUUCAAUGCCGAGCUCUUUCAUGUUGCUGUUCCAUCCUUGAGGUCGGAUCAGGCGCACGAGCACUUGAUCGGAAUAAGUCAGGAGAUUGCAGAGCGGACUGGGCCCACCGAGCUAGUGGACAGCUUCGAUCGCACAUUGCGGACACAUGUUUCGUCGCAAUCAUCAGACAUGCGCCACAUCUUGGGUGCUGGAGUGAAGUCGGAUAAGCACAAGUCCCCUGCCGAGAAUUUUUCAAGCAGCAGCAGGAGCAACGGAAGCGGCAGCUCACGCAGCAGCAGGACUCAGAAUUUGAUCCGGCUCAGGGUGCUUGAGAAGGUAAACUUCGUCAUCGAUGUCCAGACGUUGCAUGACGACUUUGUCUUGCGCUCUGUCAAGCUAUCUUUCAAAGAGACGGAAGACGGCUCGAAGUCAGCCAUGCCCAACCUGCUCGAAUGGAUGAGGCCGAACUACAGGGACAAAGUGUACAACUGGGUUCAAGCUCAUGCGAACGCCUUCUACACUGGCCGCGACUGCAUGGAGUCGUCUCUGCGCGGAGUGAAAUUGCACUCGCCGUUGACUUCAGCGAAAACUAUUCUCGCCGGAGAAAUGAUAGCUGCCGAGAUGACCGAUACCCUGGACGGCAAUGAUGGGACAAAGAUGCCGCUGGAUGAGCAAGAGGAAGACGUCGAGAGUGGAGAUGGUGAAAUGUACAUGAACAUCGAGUUGCGAAGCUCGGGGCAGAACUACCAGCGUGCUUGUGACGGGAAGGUGGGCUGGCCACUGGACGGGCGCUAUGCGGGCCCGCAGCCAAAGCCGCUGCCGGCCAAGUACCCGUCCCACGCGCCCGGGAGAAAGCCUGCAUGGGAGUGCGUACGCAACUUCAUGCGACCCUGCCCGGACGGCUUCAAUUUCGAUGGGGCCAUGUGUCACGAGGAUGGAAGCUACAUUGGCGCCAACAUGAGCUUCGGUUUGGACUUGGAACCACCACAGUGCUCGUUUGAAGACAGCAAUAUGAGGCUCAUCACUGCAGCUGGCAAGUGGGUGGAAGGAGCUACAGGCCCAGAAGUGAAAGAAAGGAAGGAGCAAGUUCGGGGAGUGGAUUCCCAAAUCCCGAGAGAGGGAUCCGGUCGACGCGUGCUGUGCGGAAUUAGCGCCGCAGCAGCUGCACUGUUUACAGCUGCUCGCAGAGUUAGGACUGCGCCACGGGCCUCCUCAAACCCAAUGCCUGCCACGAGUAACCGCAGCUUGCUCAAGUCGCGUGUGCAGAUCAUAGGCUCUUGCUGCGUGAUUAUUAUGCAGUACGCGCUCCUCCAGAUCUUCAGCAUCUACAGCUCUGAACUGCUGGAACCAGGGGAUGCGAACCAGCUUUAUGCGGCGGCCAACUGGGGCGCCUGCUUCCUAGCAGCUCCAGCAGGAAUCGUCUUCGAUGCCCUCGGCCCCGCCUGGGCCUGCCUUCUGGGCGGGAUCUGCAGCAGCUCCGGCAUGGCAUGGGCCACGGCAUCAUUGCUCGGAACCCCGAGGAUCUAUUCAGCAAUGGCCGGAUACUUCCUCUUCGGCUUCGGAGCAACGCUUUUGAACACGGUUGCUGUUCUAGCGGCAGUGCGCGCUGCACCGCCGAAACAGUCUGCAAAGGUCUCUGCAGGUGUGCUCUGCUCGCUCGCCAUUGGAAUGAGCAUCCACACCGCGGUGCAUGCACAGUGGUUCCGUGGAGCGCCGUUCGACUUUCUGGCUUACCAGAUUGCCUACAGCCUGGUGAGCGGCAUGCUAGGCUUCUUGGUCUUUCGCUCUUCGGCCUGGAAGUCCGUGGUUGAUUCUGCGGAAGAGGAAAGUGGUGCGGCCUCCUCACAGCCCAAGUCGCCCAAAUCUGCGGCAGUCAGGAUUUGGAACAUAAUGUCAGCGAAGGAGUUUCCCUGGCUCGCAGCACUACACCUGAUACCAAUCGCCUAUUCCUUCGCUUGGCUUGGAAAUUGGUCGGUUUGUGCCGAGCGGCUCCUGAUCCCCGAGGAGGAUCGAACGCGCAUCGGCCUUGGUUUGGGUCUCUUCUCCGCGGCUGGACGAAUUUUGUUCGGCCUCGUUGGCGAUUGGGCUCCCGGGGGGCGAGGGCGCAUCGGACUCGAGCUCGGCUUCGUUGGUAGCAUUGGUUUAUUCCAGCUGGCAUUCUUGCUGCUGGAACAUGAUCAACGGUCCUUCUUCGAGCUGGCCAUGCAGCUUCAGUGCUUGGGCUACGGUGGCCUUCUGUGUUUGGCACCAGUGGCACUUCGGGCGGGCUUUCCUGUCCAGGAUUUGGGAACCAGCUUCGGGCUGCUUUACCAACUCCUGGCAGUGACUUUCACUGUCUUCAACUGGGCUGCGGUACCGAACACUGGAUGCGUGGGGAGCGAGUGCUUCCAGAGCUUUUUCAGCGUGGCUUCGAUACUGCAUGCAGGCUGUUUGAUUUGGGCACUGACACGGCUGGCUCGCGCCUCUCAAAAGAUUGCGUCAACGUCCUUGCGUGCCAGAAAACUCUGA